UACCCCGCUAUAUAAACAGACUGGAAGUCUUCAAACUCCGGCAUCACUGCCCUUUUCUUUCUCUCUCUCUCUCUCACUCACUAUCUCUCGCGCAAACUCAUAAUAAUAUUCAAAGCCUGUGCACAGAAAUGGCUACUUCUUCUCUAGCUUUCCCUUCUCUUCAAGUACAAUUCCCAUCACAACGACCAUCAAAUUCCACAGCAAAGUCCUUCAAUCGUCGACUCAAUUUCCGUCCAAUCACUGCCUCGGUGUCUGAAAAACCACCUGUUCCACCACCUGCUCCGGCGGCACAACCAGUCCAACCACCCACAAAUCUUCCGAUCCGUAAAAUCCCAGGAGAUUAUGGCCUUCCUCUGAUAAGUCCAUGGAAAGAUCGUCUCGAUUACUUUUACAAUCAAGGAAGAGACGAGUACUUCAAGUCCAGGAUCCAAAAAUACCAAUCUACGAUCUUCAAAGCCAAUAUGCCUCCCGGUCCCUUCAUUUCCAAAAACCCAAACGUCGUCGUUUUGCUUGACGGCAAGAGCUUUCCGACCCUCUUCGACGUCUCGAAAGUUGAAAAGAAAGACCUUUUCACUGGCACUUACAUGCCCUCCACCGAACUUACCGGCGGCUACCGAGUUCUCUCCUAUCUAGACCCGUCCGAGCCGAGUCAUGCUAAGCUUAAGCAAAUCAUGUUCUUCUUACUGAAAUCUAGCCGAGACAGAGUCAUUCCCGAGUUUCACACCAGCUAUACCGAGUUGUUCGAGUACCUAGAGAACGAACUCGCCACAAAAGGAAAAGCCAGUUUCGGUGAAGCCAACGACCAAGCCGCGUUCAACUUUUUGGCUCGCUCUUUGUACGGAACCAACCCGUCGGAGACCAAGCUCGGACUUGACGGACCCAAACUGAUCGGAAAAUGGGUAUUGCUCCAGCUGAGUCCUUUGCUCAUUCUUGGCCUCCCAAAGCUUCUUGAAGACCUUUUGAUCCACACUUUUCCUCUGCCGCCAUUCCUCGUCAAAAAAGACUACCAGCGCCUGUACGACUUUUUCUACGAAUCGUCGACCUUUGCCCUCGACGAAGCUGAGAGAGUCGGCGUGUCACGUGACGAGGCCUGUCACAACCUCUUGUUCGCCACAUGCUUUAAUUCCUUCGGCGGCAUGAAGUUCUUAUUCCCCAACAUGCUCAAGUGGAUCGGCCGUGCCGGAGUCAAACUUCAUACCCAACUAGCCCAAGAAAUCCGAUCUGCCAUCAGAUCCAACGGCGGUAAAGUCACCAUGGCCGCGAUGGAAAAAAUGCCAUUGAUGAAAUCCGUCGUAUACGAAUCACUAAGAAUCGAACCGCCGGUAGCAUCACAGUACGGCAGAGCCAAACGCGACCUUAUCAUUGAGUCUCACGACGCAGCUUUCAAGGUCAAAGAAGGUCAGAUGUUAUUCGGGUACCAACCAUUUGCAACGAAGGAUCCGAAAAUAUUUGACCGCUCCGAAGAGUUUGUGGCGGAUCGGUUUGUGGGUGAGGAAGGAGAGAGAUUGUUGAAGCACGUACUGUGGUCUAACGGACCGGAGACGGAACAGCCGUCCAUUAAUAACAAACAGUGUGUCGGAAAGGACUUCGUGGUCUUCGCUUCGAGGUUGUUGUUGGUGGAAUUGUUUCUCCGUUACGAUUCGUUCGCGAUCGAGGUUGGUUCAUCGCCGAUAGGAGCUAAGGUUACAGUAACGUCGUUGAAGAUGGCUAGUUUUUGAACGCCGUCGGCCGGUGAAUUUUCUACUUUCCGGCGAUGGUUGAAUGGUUUGAGGUGGUUUAAAAGGGUUUUGAUCGUUUGUGAGGGGUAGUUUGGGAAAGUGGGGAGUGAGAUAUGACGUGUUUGGUGGGUUCAUCGGAAAUAAUUGGUGGCUGGGGAUGGCGGCGGUAGAUAUUUAAUUCGGAAAAUAUGACCUGUAUCAAUGGGUGGGUCAAUUUUCAAUUUGUGUAACUUUUGGGUCAACAUAUAAUACCACCAAAAUAUUGUCGUGGGUUAGUCUCUUUUUUUUUUUUUUCAAAGUAAGUGGUGGGUUAGGCUUGUAACUAUCUAAUAUAUCAAUUUUAAAGUUGAAUUCGCAACUAAUAAAAUUAUAAUAACGGU
This is a messenger RNA of Ilex paraguariensis (yerba mate), 2098 nucleotides long. NCBI's taxonomy places the organism in Eukaryota, Viridiplantae, Streptophyta, Magnoliopsida, Aquifoliales, Aquifoliaceae. The record is from the annotation of a GenBank genome assembly.